GUCAGAACACUCUGGUAUCUCAUCGAAGUAACAUCGUGCUCUAAAGAGUGUAUUCCAGAGUCAUUUUUAACUAAAAAUCUAUUAGAAAUCACAAAAUUAUUGUUUUUUGAGUGUGUGCCUUGGCAGUUUUUUAAAUUGUGAUAUCAGCUUAUUGAUUGGUUUCUGAAUCCUAGAAGAAUAUUUUAUUAUUUUCGAAGAAUUUAUUCAGAAUUACGCGUCAUUGGUGCACCGGUUAAACCAAAUUUGGGAUGCAAGAAAGUGAUGUACGAGAAAGGGGCCGAUUUCAUUUUUUAAGAAGAAUCAAAAUAAUAGGUCAAAAUGGAUGCUGUGUUGCCGAAUUUCAAUGUUGGUGAAGCCGACAUUCUUGACGAAAACGAGUCAUCUUCUAUGGUUUUGGCCAGAGAAAUCACGGAAUCUUUGGAAAAUUCAAGACCCCACGAGAAGGAAGAAUUGCAUGACGAUUCUGAAACCAUGGAACAAAAUCAAACGCGAAACUGCGUUGAUGAGUUGCAGUCUCCAUCUGUUUCAAAGUGUAAAGACUUUGAAAGCGCAUCGGACACCAUUGAUACAUCAGCAGUCUCCAAUGAAUCUACGAAUAAAGAACGAUCCCUUGCACAAAACUAUUUAUCAGCAAAUGCAUUGGACAACGCGGCGAUACUUUCUUUAAAAAGUACGAAGAUAAUCCAAACACCGAUGGCCGAGAUGCAGUGCGCCAAUAUGGAAAGUGCGACAAUAGCCGCAUGCGUUGAUACUCAAACGCCUGCCACAGAAGUCCAAUGCGCAAGCACCGAAACGGAAAAACAUUCAAUCAAGUACCUUAUUGAUAAAAAAGCUCUGCUCAUUGAUGAAAUCGCAAAAAUAAUGAUUGAGAUUCGUGCAUUGGAUCAGGAUAAAGAAAAAGUUGAAAGUGAAGACAAAGAAUGUCAAGAAGAAGCUUGCAAUGCAAUAAACUGGGUACUAGAAACAGAGAUUCCGGAAAGGUGGAAGCGAUCAACGAGAAAAUUUGAAGACAUGAAAGCCAACAUUAACAAGUUACGCACAGACAAAAAUGAUUACUUAACGAGAAUCGAAAAAAUAGAAAGUUUGCUUGACGAUGAAAAGAAAUCACACGAAAAACAGCUUGAAACGUUGGUAAGAGAGAAUACUUUCUUAAAAAGUAAAUGUGAUAAGUUAGAAAUGGAUCUCAAAGAUUGUAAGACGAAGCUUAUUAUCUCGUACAAAAGAAUGUCAAAGCUUCGCAAACAGAUGCCCGAAUCAGAAGAUGUUUCUUUUAAUAAAAAAGCUCAACUAGCAAAGUCAAGAGCUGAAAAACUAAAUGUUUCACCUUCUCUUCGUAAGGAUGAAAAAUUAAAUGAGACUAAAGAUACAAGAAAACCAGCGAAACUAAGAGAAGUGUCCUUUUCAGAAGAAGGAAAAACCAAAGCUUAUUACGAAAAGCGACCUUCCAUUAAAAAAAGUCGCUCAACAAAGUCGAAGGCUGCUAAGCCAAAUGUGUCACCAUCUCUUCAAGAGGAUGUAAAGUUACGCGAGACUGAAAAUGCAUGUGAAUCGACGGAAAUAGUCCAAAGGACAAUUUCAGAAGAACAGGGCAAAGCUGGAAUUCUUCUUAAAACGUUACCUGCCCAUGAAAAAAGUCAAUCAAGAGCAUCGAAGGUUGGUAAACGAAACGUGUCAUUUUCUCUUCCCAAGAACACAAAGUUAAAUGAAACUGAAAAUGCAUGUAAAGUCAAAACUGAAACUCUGUAUGAGAAGAUCCACAAUGUUUUAAACGAAUUUACUCCACAAGAGACUGAUGCUUUUAUUAAUCAAGUACGAGAAUUGGAAAUUGAUACAUUGGAAAGACUCCAGGGUGUCAUUGAUUUAGUGUUUAAAAAGGUUGUCGAUGGACCUUAUUACGCUAUUGCAUGUGCUUUAACGUGUAAAGAACUAUCUAAUACGGAAGUUAUGAGUGCUGCUGAUGAUUCUAGUCCAACAAAUUUUCAUAAGCUUUUUUUGAAUCGUUGCCAGGCUGAAUUUGAAAAAAAAUGGACAGUUGAUAAAGAUAUUUAUAAUAUAAAGCUGAGAGAAAUAGACGAAUGCACAGAUCUCGAAAAAAAGAUAGAGCUUCGAAUUAAUUUUGAGCUAGAAGAGUGCAGACUGCGUCUAAGAUCUAUUUGCAAUAUUAUUUUUAUUGGCGAAGUGUUUAAGCAUGAUAUGCUUACUUGCGAAACUAUGCACCAAUACAUUCGUCAUUUAUUAACUGAAGUAGACGAUAUGAAUCUUGAAUGUUUGUGUCGAUUAUUAUUUAGUAUUGGCAAAGUCUUAGAAGCUAAAGAAGUCGAUCUAUCUAAUUAUUUUAUACAAAUGCAACAAAUCGCAAAUGAUAAAGACAAAAUAAGUUCAAGAAUUCGAUUUAUGCUUCAAGACGUAGUUGAUCUAAAGAUGAAUAAAUGGAUACCAAUUCAAAAAUAAUGGAUGAAACUCAAAAAAAGAAGAAUCUUCACAAACAAACGAAAACAAAAUGUUAAGUAAAAAUUAGUUAAAGUAGAAAAGGCAAAUCCAAGCUAGCUGGUAUAUGGAUGUCAACCAAACGUUUUAAUCGCUAGAAUAAGUUUUUCAGAAUUAUUCAAUAAUUUUCGCACACGUCACAAUUACUUUUAAAAUAGUACAUUACGAUACGUGUGACUUAAAUGGUUCUGUUUUACACGGCGCAGUUAGCACCCAAGUGCAGCGAGGGCGCUAAGCGCCGUGUAAAACUGAACCAUUUAAGUCAAGAGUAUCGUAUAAAAUUUUAUAGCACAGACUGCUAAAAUCCGCAAGUCUCGCCUAUUCGUGACUAAAGUAGUCCUUAUUUGCACCGUGAAGUUAGCGCACGAGCGUAGCGAGUGUGAUAAACACGGUGCAAAAAAGGACUGCUUUAGUCACAGAUAGGCGUGACUUAAUAGCGGAUUUUAACCACACUGUUCUAUAAAUAAAAAUUGAAUACAUCUAUUAUUUAAUAAAACACAAUUUUUUUUUAUAUUUUUGAUAAUUAUCGAUUUAAAAUUUUGACAGCCUAGUACAGAUGAUGCUCAUAAAGCCUAAAACGAUGCACAGAAAAUAUAGGGAUUUUUCAAUGAAAAUCAGGCAAUAAGGAGAAUGUUUUCGAACGUUUAAAAAAACAAGUCUGAUUUGAUAGAUUUGUAAUCUAUUGUUCAUUUUCUGUUCAAUAUUCAAUGAUAUAAUUUUCAAUGAAAAUCAGGCAAUAAGGAGAAUGUUUUCGAACGUUUAAAAAAAGAAGUCUGAUUUGAUAGAUUUGUAAUCUAUUGUUCAUUUUCUGUUGACUGUCUCAAGAUAUUUUUAUUGAUCUUUGACUACGAUAUUUUACAUUCGCAAUGUAUUAUAUUUCAUUUGUGUUAAUAUUCCAGAUAUUGAUCAUAUCAACGAAUACUUGUAUUUUUCAUGUUUCAUUACUAUUUGACUACGUUGUUACUUAGCUCUCUACUUGUACGAAACUAUAAGUUUAAUAAAUCGACAUGAUGAAAAAAAUAA
Molecule: messenger RNA, 3510 nt
Organism: Nasonia vitripennis (jewel wasp)
Lineage: Eukaryota; Metazoa; Arthropoda; Insecta; Hymenoptera; Pteromalidae
Product: ecotropic viral integration site 5 ortholog
Exons: 8
Coding region: 319-2451 (710 amino acids)
Cellular component (GO): eukaryotic translation initiation factor 4F complex
Molecular function (GO): mRNA binding; translation initiation factor activity; protein binding
Source: RefSeq, a predicted model, not a curated record